Molecule: messenger RNA, 983 nt
Organism: Aricia agestis (brown argus)
Lineage: Eukaryota; Metazoa; Arthropoda; Insecta; Lepidoptera; Lycaenidae
Gene: Atg8
Product: gamma-aminobutyric acid receptor-associated protein
Exons: 1
Coding region: 126-479 (117 amino acids)
Biological process (GO): autophagosome assembly; macroautophagy; cellular response to nitrogen starvation
Cellular component (GO): autophagosome; autophagosome membrane; cytosol
Molecular function (GO): ubiquitin protein ligase binding; GABA receptor binding
Source: RefSeq, a predicted model, not a curated record
AUGUGUCAUAUCAGCUGAUUGCGUCAUAGCAUUGUAAAACAAAACGCAAAAACAGAAAAACAAGUCGCAGUUUAGGAAUUCUUGGUGAUAAAAGAUUGUGAAAUUCUUGUAAUUACUUGGAAAACAUGAAGUUUCAAUAUAAAGAGGAACACUCUUUUGAGAAGAGGAAAACCGAAGGGGAGAAAAUAAGACGAAAAUAUCCUGAUCGUGUCCCUGUGAUCGUGGAGAAAGCGCCCAAGGCAAGGCUCGGAGAUCUCGAUAAAAAGAAGUAUUUGGUGCCGUCUGAUUUAACUGUUGGACAAUUUUACUUUUUGAUCCGCAAACGAAUCCAUCUGAGACCAGAAGAUGCACUUUUCUUUUUCGUUAAUAACGUGAUUCCGCCAACAUCUGCUACGAUGGGUUCUUUGUAUCAAGAGCAUCACGAUGAAGAUUUUUUCCUUUACAUUGCAUUUUCCGAUGAAAAUGUUUAUGGAUUUUAAUCUUUAAAGUUAUUAUAACAAUAUUAUUUCUUUCUAUAUUUUGGUGAUUUUAGUUGUAAGGCUUUAGCAUUAUUGAUGUAUUGUGUUUAUUGGUGAUAAUGAUUUCUGCAAUUUUCAUUCACUACAUUGUAAAUUUUAUGUUCUAUUAGAGGUUUUAAACAUAAUAACACUUAAAGGGAAAGUAUUAAGUAAUUUGUUUUUUGAUUGUAUAAAUGAAUGUAAAAUAUUUUCACAUUAAAUAAUUAUAUUCAACACAUUUUUCAUUUAUUAUUGUUUCACCACAACUAAAACUAGGUAUUUUAAAACCGAAUUACUUACAUCUGUUUUGCUUUGCUUUAUUUAAUUUUACAAAAUGGAUAGUAAUCAUUGUAAACAAAGAAGAGAGACAAAUCUAAUUUCUUUUUAUCAAGUAAAUUCUCAUAGAUCUGUUUGUAAAUCAACUAUGAUAAAGAAAAAACAAAUAAUGUAACUUUUAUCUUGAAUAAAUACAUUGUUUGAGCCCAA